ACGGCUGUCAAAUUGAAUCGAAACAGCAUAGAAAACCCUGAUACUAGAAGUGAGCAUAGCAUUUCCACGCUCUAAACGCAUCGGUUUAUUCCUUCCCUAAACAUAAUUUUAAUUUCGACUCGAUAGUUCCUGUUCAGUGAGUCAGCACUUGCCGCUCCCGCUUUUCAAAUCAAGCUCCUUUUAGGGUUUUGGUGAAAAUGGAGCCUGUAGCUUCAGUAGUAGACAAAAUCAAAGGCGUCGCAAAAUCAGGCCAAGACUUCGUCGACGGCCUCCUUCGCCGCCGCGAGAAUUCUUCUCGCCGCAAUCCGGUAACAGCAAGCUGUAUGAUGGAGCUUUACAUCUCUUGCCAUUUUAUUAUUUACAGAUUGAGAUACUGAAACGGCUGCAACGAGAAGCGUUUUCAGAUCUAAUGAAGCUAAGAGACAGGCAGGAUAAGGUUGAGAGAGUGCUUUCCUUUUAUAAAACAUUUAAAGGGAGUCCUUUUCAAGAAAACAGUACACUUGUGAGGGGAGAGGUUGAUGUUUCGGGAGCGAUAUUGAUGGUGGGUGAUAUUGAUCAGGAGCAUUGUGAUGCUGUUGGUAGAGCAGGAAUAAAAACUGGGAUUAGUUCAAGGUUAAGUUUUGAAACAAUUGUUCGGCACAAGGAUUCUCUUUUGGCAGAGUUUGUGGCUAGUCAAAAAGGCAUAGUAGAGAUUGGUGGUGUCUCGGAAGGUGCACUUACUCUAGCCAAAGUGUCGUACACGGCAAAUGUUAAUGACUGGUUUUCUGCUAUUGUAAUCCCAGUAGGAGCUCAAUUUAGAGAUCUUGAUAUGACUGCAAGCUCUUCCAAUCAGAGACAUGGUGUUACCGAUCUUUCAUCUGUUGGACCACCACUUUUGAAUCAGCCCAAUGACGCGGCAAUUGGCUUAACAGUGAGGAAAUCAAAUGUUAUCGCUAUGAUGGCUCAGUCUGUUUCUGGACUGCGAAGGCAGCCAUUUUUUGAUGGAAUUGGUCAUGACUUCGGCACUUUUGGCCAAAUUGUUUGUCAACUUCCAAAAGGAAUAAAAUUCUCACUUAUGGGUCUGCAGCAAGUCGCGAAAUCAUCUAGUCAUAAUCUCGGAGCCCUUGCCAUUCCUGUUGGCUUUCUGAAACAUCACGAAUCUCCUGAAAUAUCGUUCCAAGACUCUGCACUACCUGUGGGAGCAAGCAGCCAAGAGAUCACAUCAAGAACUGGAUAUAUAGCUCUAAAGUUGGAGUCGGAACUUGAUGAGAGUACUAGAAUUGGGGGUUGGAUUGAGAUGAAAAACUCAAAUCCCAAGCAUUUACAAUGGGCUUUAAAUGCAUUUGAUGACGCGGAAGAUGAAUUUGGAUGGGGUCUGUGCCUCAGCGGGGUUUUUGUAGAUCCUACCAACCAUGGUCGUUUGCAAGCCGAAUCAUAUGUAAAAUUGAAUAUAGGGAAGAAGUUCUGCUUGAAACCAGGCAUUACAUAUUCCAGGGAUGGUAAUGCCAAAAUAUUAGCUCUUAUGCUUAGAUCCAACUGGUCCUUCUGAUGACCAGGGGCUAUCUUUUUCACAGCAACAUGAAAGGCUCCCUUUUUCGGGGACGUGGUAUCUUCUCUUCAA
This is a messenger RNA of Populus nigra (black poplar), 1600 nucleotides long. RefSeq lists its product as uncharacterized. NCBI's taxonomy places the organism in Eukaryota, Viridiplantae, Streptophyta, Magnoliopsida, Malpighiales, Salicaceae. The record is from RefSeq and is a predicted model, not a curated record. The coding region runs from base 410 to 1528 and encodes 372 amino acids. The transcript is spliced from 3 exons.